CCUCCAGCCGCAGCUCGCACCCCGGUGUCUGGGCUCCCGGUCCAGACUGAGAUCGCUGAGCUGCGCAGGGCCCCGCCCCGGGCUCCAUUGUUGAGGCAGCGGACGCUCCGCGGUCUGCGCUCCUUUCGGCCGUCCAGCGCUCACGAGCCACUGAAUCCUGAGCAAUGGAAGAAUUAAUAGUUGAACUCCGCCUGUUUCUGGAGCUCCUGGACCAUGAGUACCUCACGUCAACUGUCAGAGAGAAAAAGGCAGUGCUUACCAACAUCCUGCUUCGAAUGCAGUCAUCCAAGGGCUUUGAAGUGAAGGACCACGCGCAGAAGGCAGAGACCAACAACCUCCCGGCACCACCCCAGAUGCCUCUGCCAGAGAUCCCUCAGCCAUGGCUGCCUCCUGACAGUGGGCCUCCGCCGUUACCGACAUCCUCUCUCCCAGAGGGUUACUAUGAGGAAGCCGUGCCUCUGAGUCCUGGAAAAGCUCCAGAGUACAUCACCUCAAAUUAUGACUCUGAGGCCAUGAGCAGUUCCUAUGAGUCAUAUGAUGAAGAGGAAGAGGAUGGGAAGGGGAAGAAAACGCGGCAUCAGUGGCCAUCAGAGGAGGCCUCUAUGGACCUGGUGAAAGAUGCCAAGAUCUGCGCCUUCCUGUUGCGUAAGAAACGCUUCGGCCAGUGGACCAAGCUGCUCUGCGUCAUCAAAGACACCAAGCUGCUGUGCUACAAAAGUUCCAAGGACCAGCAGCCUCAGAUGGAGCUGCCCCUGCAGGGCUGCAGCAUCACGUACAUCCCGAGAGACAGCAAGAAGAAGAAACACGAGCUGAAAAUCACCCAGCAAGGCACAGACCCUCUGGUCCUCGCCGUCCAGAGCAAGGAGCAGGCUGAGCAGUGGCUGAAGGUAAUCAAAGAGGCCUACAGUGGCUGCAGUGGGCCUGUGGAUCCAGAGUGUUCUCCACCACCCAGCGCCAGCGCCCCUGUGAACAAGGCAGAACUGGAGAAGAAAUUGUCUUCAGAGAGGCCCAGCUCUGAUGGAGAAGGUGUUGUAGAAAACGGAGUCACCACGUGUAAUGGAAAAGAACAAGCAAAGAGGAAGAAACCCUCCAAGUCAGAGGCCAAGGGGACUGUGUCCAAGGUCACUGGGAAGAAAAUUACCAAGAUCAUCGGUCUGGGAAAGAAGAAGCCAUCCACAGAUGAGCAGACGUCAUCGGCAGAGGAAGAUGUGCCCACCUGUGGCUACCUAAAUGUGCUCUCUAACAGUCGCUGGCGGGAGCGCUGGUGCAGAGUGAAGGACAGCAAGCUCAUUCUCCACAAGGACAGGGCUGACCUGAAGACCCACAUCGUCUCCAUCCCUCUCCGCGGCUGCGAGGUGAUUCCAGGCUUGGAUUCUAAGCACCCAUUGACCUUCCGGCUGCUUCGAAAUGGACAGGAGGUGGCUGUCCUAGAGGCAUCAUCUUCUGAAGACAUGGGCAGAUGGAUUGGCAUCUUACUGGCUGAGACAGGGUCCUCAACAGACCCAGGAGCCCUGCACUACGACUACAUAGAUGUGGAGAUGUCAGCAAAUGUCAUCCAGACGGCUAAACAGACCUUCUGCUUUAUGAACAGGAGGGCAGUGUCCGCUAGCCCGUACCUGGGGAGCCUCUCCAAUGGCUAUGCCCAUCCCAGUGGGACAGCACUACACUAUGACGACGUCCCUUGUGUCAACGGCUCGUGGGACAUGGAUGGCGGCUUUCCUGGCUGUGGGAGCAGAGGCCCAGUGGAAGAGGUGCUUUAUGAUAACGCAGGCCUCUACGAUAACUUGCCAUCGCCGACAAUCUUUGCUCGCUCCUCUCCUGCUGACCGGAGGGCAUCUCGGCCACCCACUGACAGGCUGUCCUCUAACCACUACAAAUCCCCCACCUCCUGCAGCCCACCCUGCUCCCCAUCUGUCACUAACACCUCUUCUGUGGGGAGGGCGUCUCUCGGGCUGCACUCCCAGUUGAAGAGCAAAAAACCUCCGGUGUCAUCUAAUGGGCUUCCUGUGAAGGGGAAGGCUCCCAGCAGCCAGCAAAAAAAGGUGGAAUCUGCGGGGGGCGUGAGGCGCACAGCAUCAAAUGCCGAGCAGUACAAAUACGGUAAGAACCGGGUAGAAGCAGAUGCCAAGCGGUUACAGUCCAAAGAGGAAGAGCUACUGAAGAGAAAAGAGGCCCUGCGGAACAGGCUGGCACAGCUCCGGAAAGAGAGGAAGGACCUGAGGGCUGCCAUUGAAGUGAAUGCAGGCAGGAAGACCCAGGUGGCCCUGGAGGACAAGUUGAAGAGGUUGGAGGAAGAGUGCAAGCAGAGGGAGGCAGAGCGGGUCAGCCUGGAGCUGGAGCUGACGGAGGUCAAGGAGAGCCUGAAGAAGGCCUUGGCGGGUGGCGUCACCCUAGGACUGGCUAUCGAGCCCAAGUCAGGGACAUCAAGCCCACAGUCUCCAGUGUUUCGGCAUCGGACUCUGGAAAACUCCCCCAUCUCCAGCUGUGAUACAAGCGAUGCUGAGGGGCCUUUGCCUGUGAACAGUGCGGCCGUCCUGAAGAAGAGCCAGCCGUCCUCCAGCAGCUCCCCUUGCCGUGGGCACGUGCUGCAGAAGGCCAAGGAGUGGGAGCUGAAGAAUGGAACAUAGAGGGAGCCCAGCCACACCCAGAGACUGUGUACUGCCACCAGCCUUGCAUGUGACACGUGCGCCUCCCAAAGUGGCCCGAGCAUGACUGCAGAAGUUUAGACCGAGUCUGACGCUGACCCUUGGCUGGCUUGCGUGCACGCUUUCUACUGUACGACGGUGCCCUUUAGGAAAGUUUACUUUAAAACUUUGGUGUCCAAAUUUACUUGUUAAGAAGCAGAAAUGAAAGGGAUUGACAAGCGGUUUUGAAGCACCCUCUAGCAGAUGGGGUGGUUCUGAGGACCUCAGCUCAGUCCCAACCUGCAGCCCACGGACCGUGCGCCCCUGUGAGACGGGGUGGGCCGAGCCUUCCCCCUGUGCGGUCAGAGCUGCAUACCUCACCCUGUUUGCCAGAGGGUCCUACUCUGCAACAGCAGCAUGAGCUCCUGUGUCUCUGCAUACACACCCCUCCUCCUCCCCUCCCCACCCCCUCUCCCUUCCCCUCCCCUCCCCUUCCCUUCCUGUCCCCUGUCACUGGAGGUGAAGCCAUGAGGAAUAGUGCUGUGAAGCGACUUUAAGAUUCAGUUUUGGUUUUGGACAAGCCUUUUGUCACCAGGAUAGAGAUGUUGUCAUUCUUUUUACCAGGGUUUUUCAUGUUUGUUUUAAAGAAAAUGCCCCUGCCCUGCCCCUUUUCAUCAUGUGCUGUGCUUGGACCUUAAGGACUUUUCAGAGACCCUGUUUCCUUCCCACUGUAUGAUGUACUUUGAGAGGCUGCACAGAGCUUUCAGUCCUUGGCUAGCAUGUACCCCCUUCUCCUGACCUGAGACCCCAGCUUCCCAGGCAGGGGCUCCUGAGCCCAGGAAGCACAGCGGCCACCAUCUGCCUGUGGGUGUAACAGAGCAGGUUCUAGAACCUGUAGUUUAACCUGGCCCGUCUGUGAACAAAGACGAUCCUUCCAGAGCUCCUUCUUCAAUUUACAGUCGAAGCUGUAGAUCAGGGUGCACUCACAUGCCGCGGUUCGGAUUGCAUGGGCCCUUCCCACUCUCCCGUCUGCCUCUGCAUUUCAUAGGAUCGUUCAGCUGCUCGGGAUGCACCGUCUGCAGGUCAUGGGGGCUAGCCUCUACCCUAGGAGUUUGAGAGUCAAACUGGCUUUGGGAACUUCCAGAGUGCAGUGCGAACCUCUCC
Rattus rattus (black rat) is the source of this 3788-nucleotide messenger RNA. RefSeq names its product actin filament associated protein 1 (gene Afap1). Lineage: Eukaryota; Metazoa; Chordata; Mammalia; Rodentia; Muridae. Gene Ontology annotation, cellular component: cytosol. The record is from RefSeq and is a predicted model, not a curated record. The coding region runs from base 165 to 2627 and encodes 820 amino acids. The transcript is spliced from 18 exons. Gene Ontology annotation, molecular function: SH2 domain binding; SH3 domain binding.